GUAGAGGGGGGCGCAGAUUGAAUUUCUUGGCUGUUCCAGGUUCUUUUACAUCCCCCUCCCACCGCCUUUUCUUUGGCGCGCUAGUCCCUCCCUCUCUCCCUCCUCUGGGAAUGGAGGGGGGAAAGAAAGCAAUCUGGAGUGCCUGACGGGAACCCUCCACCACCAGCAAGUCAUGGAAUACGUUUCUAAGGAAUAACACCCCCCACCUCCCUCCCUUCGUGUGGGGCGGCACCGACCCAGGGUCCUUUUACUUAUUCACCCCGCCUCUGCACCCCCCCUCCGCAGUUGGCCGUCCAGGGAUGGAGAGACCCGCCGGGGGCGCUGAGGAAGAAGGGGAGCCGUCGCUGCUCACCGUCAGGCACGAGCUGAAGAACGCAAACUUGACAGGCCACACAGAGAAGGUGGGCAUUGAGAACUUUGAACUUCUGAAAAUUCUUGGGACAGGAGCUUAUGGAAAGGUAUUUCUGGUGAGGAAAAUCAGUGGUCAUGAUGCUGGCAAAUUGUAUGCAAUGAAGGUAUUAAAAAAGGCAACAAUAAUUCAAAAAGCCAAAACAACUGAACAUACAAAGACUGAACGACAAGUACUAGAGCACAUUCGACAGUCUCCAUUUUUGGUCACUUUGCAUUACGCUUUCCAGACAGAUGCAAAACUUCAUCUCAUCUUGGAUUACAUAAAUGGAGGAGAACUUUUCACCCAUCUUUCACAAAGAGAGAGAUUUAAUGAAGAUGAGGUACGGAUAUAUAUUGGGGAGAUUGUUUUGGCGUUGGAACAUCUUCACAAGUUGGGAAUUAUCUAUCGUGAUAUAAAACUUGAAAAUAUUCUUCUUGACUCAGAUGGACAUGUAGUUCUGACAGACUUUGGAUUGAGUAAGGAGUUUGUUAAUGAUGAAAAUGAAAGAGCUUAUUCUUUCUGUGGAACUAUAGAAUAUAUGGCUCCAGAUAUCGUCAGAGGAGGGAAUACAGGACAUGAUAAAGCUGUUGAUUGGUGGAGUUUAGGUGUUCUUAUGUAUGAAUUAUUGACUGGAGCAUCACCUUUUACAGUUGAUGGGGAGAGAAAUUCACAGACUGACAUAUCCAGGAGGAUAUUAAAAAGUGAACCUCCAUAUCCACAAGAAAUGACUGCAUUAGCUAAAGAUUUAAUUCAGUGUCUUCUAAUGAAAGAUCCUAAGAAAAGGUUGGGUUGUGGUUCAGGGAGUGCUGAUGAAAUCAAACAACAUUCCUUCUUUAAGAAAAUAAAUUGGAAUGACUUGGCUGCCAAAAAAGUGUCUUCUCCAUUUAAACCAAUAAUUCGUGAUGAAUUGGAUGUUAGUAAUUUUGCAGAGGAGUUUACAGAAAUGGAUCCAACAUAUUCUCCAGCAACCACUCCAGAGGCUGCAGACAAGCUGUUCCAGGGAUAUUCUUUUGUUGCUCCUUCUAUCUUAUUCAAGCACAAUGCAGCCAUUAUGGAUCCUGUUCAUUUUCUGACAAAACGUAACCAACCUGAAGUUACAAAUAUUGCGAGAAGUGCUAUGAUGAAGGACUCUCCAUUUUAUCUCCACUAUGAGCUGGACUUAAAAGAAAAACCACUGGGAGAAGGAAGUUUUUCCAUCUGUCGAAAAUGCUUACACAAGAAAACCAGACAUGAAUAUGCAGUAAAAAUAAUCAGUAAGAGGCUAGAAGUCAACACUCAGAGAGAAAUUACAGCUUUAAAACUCUGUGAAGGACAUCCCAAUGUUGUGAAAUUGCAUGAAAUUUAUCACGAUCAGCUCCACACGUUUCUAGUAAUGGAACUACUGAAAGGGGGAGAAUUACUUGAACGUAUCCAGAAAAAGAAGUACUUCAGUGAAACUGAAGCUAGUUACAUCAUGCGCAGAUUAGUUUCUGCAGUGAGCCAUAUGCAUGAUGUGGGAGUUGUGCACAGAGACUUAAAACCCGAGAAUUUAUUAUUCACAGAUGAAAGUGAUAAUUCAGAAAUAAAAAUAAUUGAUUUUGGAUUUGCCCGAUUAAAACCUUCAGACAAUCAGCCUCUUAGAACUCCAUGUUUUACCCUUCAUUAUGCUGCUCCAGAGCUCUUAAAUCAUAAUGGUUACGAUGAAUCCUGUGAUCUCUGGAGUCUGGGAGUUAUUUUGUAUACAAUGCUUUCAGGACAAAUACCCUUCCAGUCUCAAGAUACCAGUAUAGUAUGUACAAAUGUUUUGGAAACGAUGAAGAAAAUUAAAAGAGGGGAAUUUUCAUUUGAAGGAGAUGCUUGGAAAAAUGUUUCUCAGGAAGCCAAAGAUUUGAUACAAGGACUUCUUACAGUGGAUCCAAAUAAGAGGAUUAAAAUGACCAGCUUGAGAUACAAUGAUUGGCUUCAGGAUGGUUGCCAACUGUCAUCCAACCCAUUAAUGACUCCAGACAAUUUAGGAACUGCAAUACAUGUCAAAGCAACUUUUAACGCUUUUAACAAGUAUAAAAGAGAAGGAUUUUGCCUCCAGAAUGUUGACAAGGCACCUCUUGCAAAACGAAGAAAGAUGAAAAAGACAAGCACAAGCACAGAGACCCGCAGCAGUUCCAGCGAAAGUUCUCAUUCUUCUUCCUCUCAGUCCUAUGGUAAAACUACCCCUACAAAAACACUACAGACAACACAUCCUACAGAUAGCAAUAAUUCAGAUAAUAUCUUUCAAUUCUCUGAUUGAAGAUCUGCUCUCUUGAAUAGUAAUUGAAAUUUGUUGAUGCCUGUGUUCUUUUGAAUACAAUAAUGAGAUAUGUUUACAAAAAAGUGAUAUAAAAUAUUUUAUUUUAAUAUGUAUGCAUCUCCAACAGUUUUUAAAAGAUAUCUGUAAUCCAGUGGCAUAAUCCUGCACUCGGGAGCCUCUCCCAUUUAGACUUUCACAAGUCUAUGUCUCAUAAAUCUGCAAGUCUUUUCAUUACAUUUGAUUUUCUUUGUAAUAUACGUAUGUACAUGCAUGCACACAUACAGAGAGAGAGAGAGAGAGUUUUCUAUAUAAGAUAUAUUUUAUUGUACAAAUUUACAAAUUAAUGUGUGUAUAAAAUCCUCAACAAAGAUGUGUUUCAAUAUAUUUGCCAGGAUCAAAAAUAACUUAUUUCCUUGAAUGCAGAAGCUAUUUUCUUAUGCAAGACAUAGACACAAGCCACUUCCUCAGCAUAUGAAGACAUUCCUGCAUAACACAUAAGCAACAACUUAAUUUAUAUGCUAGCUUGGAGACCAUAUAAAACUUGAUUUCUUCCAUUUUUUUCUAGUAAGAAAAAUUAUUUGGGAUUUUAAAACUUGACUUGGAGAGAUAGAGAGUGAGCAAGAGAGAAAGAGAAUUUUCAAAUAUAAAAAUUAUUCUGUGAGAAUUUUCUAUUCCUUUUUCAUAUGGUUCAAAAAUACUAAGCUAAUUGGCAGUUGGGUUGUAGCUUAAUAUUCAAGAGAUUUUUAUUCUGUAUCAAGCAUAUGUGUAGUUGGUGUUAUAAUUGUAUUUGAUAAGUAACAAUGAAAUUGUGAGUACAACUUGGAGAUGCUGUAAUUUGCUGUAGCAAUUUCAAUAAGAAUUAUGAGCUUCUUAUAUUAUUUAAUCUUGCAAUACAUUUUUCUGAUAUUUUCAUGUCUAGACAUAAUGUAUCUGAGUUUGCCCGUUUCACACUGGGAUAUAUUAUAAUGCAUUUAUGCAUUAGAAAAUUAAGGGGAUAUUCUGUCAAGCACUGUGCUUCAUAUCUCUACACUGUGUUUUACUAUAGUAAAAUUUUCCACUGUAGUUAUAUUUUGGAUUCAUAAAUAGGGAUUUUUCUGAUACAUUUUUAAAUGGUAAUAUUUUAAACUAUGAAGCAUGAUUUAUAAAUAUAUGCAAAGCUCUUCCAUAGCUCACAUGCUGCAGUUCUGCAAACAAAAUAUGGAAGUAAUCUUACUGGUAAUUAGUGAGGCAAUUUGUAUAAAGUUAAGCUUAGAUAUUGGCAUGAUAAGACCUCACAGUAGAUUUUAGAAAUACCUUGCUGUAUUGUAGAAUGAACAAUCCAAAUCCUAUGCAGAUAGUCCUUUUCUAUAAAAACUAUAAUUUCUUUAUAUAAUCAUAUCUAUUAUAGUUUUCAGAAAUCUCUUGCAUACUUCUUUAGGGAAACUAGAAAAAAAAACCUAGAAAAGCCUGAGAAUAUUUUCAUGAAGAAUUUUAGAGAAAUAACAUAAUGUGAAUCUUUGUGUCAUUUACUGGAUUUUUGUGGGCAUCUUAAUUUCAAGAUAUGUAAAACAUGGAAUCAGCAGUUUUUCUAUCAGAUAUAUUUUGACUUCUACACUGUGUUAGACAUUCAAAUUAUUUCUGUAAACUAUGCAUCCAAACUUGGACAGGACAGUAUCUUGCAUUGGUAACUAUUUAAAAGGAUUUACAUUUUUUGUGUGAAAUAGCAUAAUUUAGUUUCAAAGAAAUGAAUUAUUUAGCUUGCAGUUCUCUGCACACUUAUUCAUGAGUAAGCAACACUGAACUCCAUGAGAUAUUUCAAUAAAUAGACAUAGGAUUGGGUUGCUAAUUGCAUACACCGAUACAAGUUAUGUUACCUAGUUUGGUAAUGAAAUGUCUGCAAGAAAAUAACUAAACCUCAGAGGACCCCAUCAGUUAAACUUUACAGCACAAUACUAAAAACUGAAGAUUAGAUUAUUCUGAUCUUUAUGUAUGCUGAGAGCACAAAGAGCUUAAUUUAAUUUGGUGUAAAUUAGUUUUACUUUCUAUACAUGUAUAUAUGUUGUUGUUGUUAAUCACGAAGUCAUGCCCGACCCAUCGUGACCCCAUGGACAAUGUUUCUCCAGGCCUUCCUAUCCUCUACCAUCCCCCGGAGUCCAUUUAGGCUCAUGCCGACUGCUUCCGUGAGUCCAUCCAGCAACCUUGUUUUCUGUUGUCCCAUUCUUCUUUUGCCCUCAAUCGUUCCCAGCAUUAGGCUCUUCUCCAGUGAGUCCUUACUUCUUAUUAGGUGGCCAAAGUAUUUGGGUUUCAUCUUUAGGAUCUGGCCAUCUCCUCUAGGACUGACCAGUUUGAUUGCCUUGCAGUCCAAGGGACUCACAGGAGUCUUCUCUAGCACCAUAGUUCAGAGGCCUCAAUUCUUUGGUGCUCAGCCUUCCUUAUGGUCCAACUUUCACAGCCAUCCAUUGCAACUGGGAAAACCAUAGCCUUGACUAUAUGCACUUUUGUUGGCAGGGUGAUGUCUCUGCUUUUUAGUAUGCUGUCCAAAUUUUCCGUAGCUUUCCUCCCCAGGAGCAAGCAUCUUUUAAUUUCUUAGCUGUAGUCCCCAUCUGUAGUGAUCUUGGAGCCCAGGAAAAUGAAGUCUGUCACUACCUCCAUUUCUUCCCCAUCUAUUUGCCAGGAAUUGAGAAGGCUGGAUGCCAUGAUCUUAGUUUUCUUAACGUUUAGUUUCAAGCCAACUUUUGCACUCUCUCCCUUCACCCGCAUCAAGAGGCUCUUUAGUAUCUCUUCACUUUCUGCCUUAAGAGUGGUACCAUCUGCAUAUCUGAGGUUGUUGAUAUUUCUCCCAGCAAUCUUAAUUCCAAUUUGUGAUUCAUCUAGCCCUGCCUUUCUUAUGAUGUGCUCUGCAUAUAAGUUAAAUAGGCAAGGCGACAAUAUACAGCCUUGCCGAACUCCUUUCUCAAUUUUGACCAAUCAGUGGUUCCAUGUCCAGUUCUCACUGUUGCUUCUUGACCUGCAUAUAGGUUUCUCAAGAGACAAAUAAGAUGGUCUGGUACUCCCAUCUCUUUAAGAACUUGCCACAAUUUGUUGUGAUCCACACAAUCAAAGGCUUUAGCAUAGUCAAUGAAGCAGAAGUAGAUGUUUUUCUGGAACUCCCUAGCUUUCUCCAUUAUAUGUUGGCAAUUUGAUCUCUAGUUCCUCUGCCUCUACGAAAUCCUGCCUGUACUUCUGGUAGUUCUUGGUCGAUAUACUGCUGGAGCCUAGCUUGUAGGAUUUUGAACAUAACUUUGCUAGGUUGUGAAAUGAGUACAAUGGUGCAGUGGUUUGAACAUUCUUUGGCAUUGCCCUUCUUUGGAAUUGAAAUGCAAACUGACCUUUUCAAAUCCUGUGGCCACUGUUGAGUUUUCCAAAUUUGCUGGCAAAUUGAGUGUAGCACUUUUACUGCAUCGUCUUUUAAGAUUUUGAAUACCUCAGCUGGAAUACUGUCACCUCCACUAGCCUUGUUGUUGCUCAGACUUCCUAAGGCCCAUUUGACUUCACAUUCCAGAAUGUCUGGCUUGAGGUCAGUGACCACCCCAUCGUGGUUAUCAGGGACAUCAAAGCUUGUUCUUGUAUAGUUCUUCUGUGUAAUUCUGCCACCUCUUCUUAAUCUCUUCUGCCUCUGUUAGGUCCCUGCCAUUUUGAUCCUUUAUCAUGCCCAUCUUUGCAUGAAACAUUCCCUUCAUAUCUCCAAUUUUCUUGAAGAGAUCUCUGGUCCUCCCUAUUCUACUGUUUUUUUCUAUUUCUUUGCACUGUUCAUUUAAGAAGGCAUUCUUAUCUCUUCUAGCUAUUCUCUGGAAUUCUGCAUUCAGUUGGUUGUAUCUUUCUCUUUCUCCCUUGUCUUUCGCUUCCCUUCUUUCCUCAGCUAUUUGUAAAGCUUCCUUAGACAGCCAUUUUGCUUUCUUGCUUUCUUUUUCUUUGGGAUGGUUUUAGUUGCUACCUCUUGUACACUGUUGCGAACCUCUGUCCAUAGUUCUUCAGGCACUCUGGCUAUCAAAUCUAAAUCCUUAAAUCUAUUGGUCACCUUUACUGUAUUUUCAUCAGGGAUAUGAUUUAGUUCAUACCUGAGUGGCCUAGUGCUUUUUCCUACUUUCUUUAGUUUAAGCCUAAAUUUUGCAAGGAGAAGCUCAUGAUCUGAGCCACAGUCAACUCCUGGUCUUGUUAUAUGACUAUAGAGUUUCUCCAUCUUUGGCUGCAGAGCACAUAGUUAGUCUGAUUUCUGUGUUGUCUGUCUGGUGAUGUCCAUGUGUAGAAUCGUCUCUUGGGUUGUUGGAAAAGAGUGUUUGUUAUGACCAUCACAUUCUCUUAGCAAAAUUUUACCAGCCUGUACCCUGCUUCAUUUUGUACUCCAAGGCCAAACUUGCCUCUUAUUCCUUUUAUCUUUUGGCUUCCUACUUUAGCAUUCCAAUCCCCCAUGAUGAUAAAGACAUUAUUUUUUGGUGUUAAUUCUAGAAGGUGUUGUAGGGCUUCAUAGAAUCAGUCAAUUUCAUCCUCUUCAGCACCAGUGGUUGGGGCAUAGACUUGGACUACUAUGAUGUUGAAUGGUUUGCCUCGGAUUUGGACUGAGAACAUUGUCAUUUUGGGGAUUGUAUCCCAGUACUGCUUUUCCUACUCUUUUAUUGACUAUGAAGGCUACUACAUUUCUUCUGAGGAUUCUUGCCUGCAGUAGUAUAUCUGAUGGUCAUCUGAAUUAAAUUCACCCAUUCCUGUCCAUUUUAGUUCACUGAUUUUCAAGAUGUUGAUGUUCAGUCUUGUCAUCUCUUGUUUAACCACAUCAAGCUUGUCUUGAUUCAUGGAUCUUACAUUCCAGGUUGCUAUGGAGUAUAGAUCUUUAUAGCAUCGGACUUUCCUUUCACCAUCAGAUACAUCCACAGCCGAAUGUCCUUUCGGCUUUGACCCAGUCUCUUCAUUCUUUCUGGUGCUACUUAUACUAGCCCUCUGCUCUUCCCCAGUAGCAUAUUGGACCCUUCCGACUUGAGGGGCUCAUCUUCUAGGGUCAUAUCUUUUUGCCUUUUGGUAGUGUCCAUGAGGUUUUCAUGGCAAAGAUAUGGAGUGGGUUGCCAUUUCCUUCUCCAGUCAUGUUUUGUCAGAGCUCUCUGCUAUGACCUGUCCGUCUAGGGUGGCCCUGCAUGGCAUAGCUCAUCGCUUCAUUGAACAAUGCAAGCCCCUUCGCCACAACAAGGCAGUGAUCCAUGAAGGAGAUCCAUGUAUAUAUACAUGUAUAUAUAUAGUUCAUUUCAAAUAUUUUUCUCUGAUAAUACAGAUGAGCAUCUUGAAGAGAUGGAAAUAGCGUGUUCAAUAAAUUACAUAAAUAUCUUGUUAUGGUGUGCCACUUUCCAUUUCAAAAUGAAGAUGGAAUAAAACAUUUUAAAACAAAAUGUCAACAGUUUAGUAGCUUAAUUCUGAUGCAACUGAAUUUAUAUGUGGUAUAGAAAAUUUAUUUUAAAUAUUUAAUACCCUUGAUAAAUUAAAAUAAAGGGAUUUUUUAAAAUAUCAAAAUUUAAAAAUUUGGUAGGAUGUCAUGAAAAUCACAAAGUAAUGGGUUUUGCAUUUCUCAGGAAAAGGAUUUUGUAUAUAUUUCCAUUGUUUCUUCCACAGGCAGCUAUUGUGAAAGUUUGAUGAGCUAUAACUUUGGGGAGGCUAUUUUCAUGAAUACAAGCAUAAAUGAGUGUAAAUUACCUAUUAUUAUUGAUAACUUAUCUCUAUUCAUAAAUUUGUACUAUAUUUAAAAGUUAAUUAUUUACAGUUAUACUUUUCUCUAUUGGUAUGUAUAAUUAUCUAGAGGAAUUGAUGGAGCAAUAACAGAAAUUAAAUGGUACAUGUGUAGCUAUGUUUUCAAAGUUCUUUUAUGGUAGUAUAUUUUUCACAAUUGACCCACAUAAAUAAACCAAAUUAUUUCUUGCUAUUAAUAAAAUGGUCAAUGCAAGGGUUAAACAACAUUCCUGCUUCUUUUAUAUGUUUUAUUCUGCUAGUAGAAAAGUAAGACAGUGGGAGAUGCUGGAUAUAGCCUCUUUAUGCUUUAUAUCAUUGUUGGGGAUUAAACAACUUGCGUUGACUGAAAUGAUAAAUUCAUGAUUUUUAUUUUUUCUUCCUUAAAAAGGAUAAAUCUUUAGCUAGUCUAGCAGAGAGAUAUUUAUUACACCCUUUUCCUAAAGGUUUACUACUACACUAUAGUUAUGCUGUUGAAAACUCAGAUAAUAAUUUAUUACCCAUAAAACUGUUAUUCUUUGACUUUAAAAUUUUGCACCAGGCAAUUAGGAGUCAAUUGUAGUUGAUAAAAACCUGCAAGAAACAACCUGGUAGAAUCUCAAGUUUAUUAAGAUUGUGGACUAGCAAGUAUGUUGGGCUUUUUAAUAUUAAUUAAAAGAAUUAAUUUAAUAGUAAUAGAGGAAGGUGAUAAUAAUUCAAUAAGGACAGUCAGAAAUGCUGUAUUAAUCAUUCAAAUUUAUUUUAAUUUUAAGAUUUAUUUAAUUCAGAUUUAUUUUAAUUUUCUUUUGUAAAAGAAAACUGCAUAUAUAAUAAAACUCUAUAGACUAAUAUAGCAUAGUGGAAGAAAUUGAUCUGAAAAUUAAUAGAGGAAUUCUGAAUAAGGCUGUAUUUUUUUAAAAAAAAUUAUACUGUACAUUGGAAAGUAUUUCUUUAAAUAAAUUACUUCAAAUAAAGAAAGCACCAUAGCAGAAAAAAUACCCCAUCCCUGUGUCACAAGUCUGGUGCAAAAAAGUAGAGGACACAGUAGUUCUGAAGUGGCAUUUAGAGGCUGCAGGAAGGGAAGGGAAAAAGACACAAUGCAUAAACUGAAGCUGUUCGCAUGACAUUGAAUUUAACUCAUAAUCAUUGCCUAGGAAAAUUGUUGUACCUACAUGAUGACUUUGCAAUAUAUAGAUAAUUAAUUGUUUUCUCUGAUUGUUUUGGCUGGUUACUCCUACCAGGAUUCGAGAAUUUUUAGGAUAAUUAGUUCCUUGAAAGAAUUUAUCAUUAAACUUGAAAGAUUAUUUAAAUCUUAAUUUAAUUUUCUCAUAUAAAUAUUUUUGUCAAUUGAUUAUUUUUUUCUUCAGAAAAUUAGGUUGCCAAUUUAGGGUAUAUGUAUAAGGUGUUUCCAGAGUUUUAGUCCUCCAAGCAUGUGCUGUGGUUCACUUGCAUGAAUUGUGUAUCAGUUAAAGAUAAGUGUUAUAUAUUAUGAUUGGUUUGGUAAUUGAAGCAGAGGUUAUGUAGUUAAUCAAAAGAACAAGAAUAGGCAAUUUAUUAAGAUAUGAAAUAAAAUUUUAAAAGGUUAAAUAAGAGAAAGAACAAAUCAGUCAGUGAGUGUUCUACUAGCAGUAUAAAACUUUUGGAGUCAAUUAAUUAAAUGUUAUAACUAUUAACUUAUAACUAUAAUAAAAAUUCCCAAAUAUUUCCUAGUGUUUUGAGGUAAAUAUGAGUGAAUAUUUAAAGUUAGAGUCAUGUUUAUUAAUUGUUUUAUUUAAAAAACCCUAUAUAUUGCAGGUGCUGACUCUAACAUGAAGACAUAAUAUGAGUUCCAAAACAGGAACCAGUAGAUUCUUUCCAUUUUUCAUCCAGAGACAGCAGUUUCUUCCAUAACAGGCUGACCUGAUGAAAAAUAUUUGAUUGAAGUUUCUACUCAGGUGAUCAGUCUAUUGUCAAAUGAGCCUGAUGCAGAAAUGUCUGUUAAUAUUUCUUUUUAAUUUAUUGCUUUCUGUUUGUGAGGAUCCAAAUAGAUAGCAUUUCAGAAAAUAAAAUAAUCUUUUUUUAAAAUGCAAAAUCUUUUUUAAACCAUUACAUCUUAUUAUAUGUUUUAAUUUUAUUCAUUUAUUGGGUUCUUAUUGAAUAUAUAGUUUUCUUCCAAUGCAAAUCUAAUAUAUAUAUAUAUACUAUAAAUACAUUUAUUAACAUUUCUUCCUGAAGUGUAAUAUUUAUAUGGUUUAUAUACAAAAAAGUAAUCAUUUAAACUAUUGGGAUUAUUUCAUUCUAGCUGGGCUAGAAUUUAGUCUUAAUUUAUGCAGACUGGAACAGGGGCUCUUAAAGAAUUAUUUUCAUGAAAGAAAAAUCCAUGAAGUUUCUCUU
Ahaetulla prasina is the source of this 10730-nucleotide messenger RNA. RefSeq names its product ribosomal protein S6 kinase A5 (gene RPS6KA5). The record is from RefSeq and is a predicted model, not a curated record. Gene Ontology annotation, biological process: protein phosphorylation; regulation of DNA-templated transcription; intracellular signal transduction. The transcript has 18 exons. Bases 300 to 2657 code for a protein of 785 amino acids. Lineage: Eukaryota; Metazoa; Chordata; Lepidosauria; Squamata; Colubridae. Gene Ontology annotation, molecular function: protein serine/threonine kinase activity; ATP binding; magnesium ion binding.